This is a messenger RNA of Trichoderma atroviride IMI 206040, 1158 nucleotides long. RefSeq lists its product as uncharacterized. The record is from RefSeq and is a predicted model, not a curated record. Gene Ontology annotation, cellular component: cytoplasm. NCBI's taxonomy places the organism in Eukaryota, Fungi, Ascomycota, Sordariomycetes, Hypocreales, Hypocreaceae. Gene Ontology annotation, molecular function: electron-transferring-flavoprotein dehydrogenase activity; flavin adenine dinucleotide binding.
AUGGCCAGCACGAAAACUGUCAUUAUUCUUGGUGCAGGAUGGGCAGGCCUACCACUUGCCCAUAAGCUACUCAAAUACACAUCUUUGAAGACGAGCCUCAAAGUCAUUCUGAUAUCUCCAAACAGCCAUUUCUUUUGGAACGUGGCAGCAACUAGGGCUCUUAUUCCUGGAAUGAUACCAGACGAAUCUAUCUUUAUUCCAAUUGCAACUGGAUUCAGGCAUUAUUCGGCCGACACAUUCGAAUUCAUUCUCGGCAGAGCUACCGGCAUCCAAUCAUCCUCGAAUUCAGUUGCUGUUCUUGCCAAUAACGGCGAGAGUCGCAUCUUUCAUUAUCAUCACCUAGUAAUUGCAACUGGCUCUAGCAUGGCCAGCGGAUUACCUCUAAAGCCAAUUGGCACGCAUGAAGAGAUGCUCACGGCAUGGCAUGAUCUGCAAGCAAAAGUCAACGAUGCCAAAGACAUUAUUGUGGCUGGUGCAGGCCCAACUGGUGUCGAAGUGGCGGGGGAAUUAGCUGCCAAAUUUGGAAAGCUGAAAAAGAUAACGCUCAUCAUGCAUGGCGAUGUUCCAUUGGAAAGUUCCGGAGACCUGCUCUCUUCUGUUCAGACAACUCUGGACACGGAUUUGCAGAAGCUCGGUGUCAAGCUAAUCCGCAAAACACGUGUAGAAGCCGUUAAUGUUAGCAGUGAUGGCAAGACACAGAUUUUGAGUUUGGGUAAUGGAUCGACGCUUGCCACUGACUUGUAUCUUCCAAUGCAUGGCAUUCAACUGAACAACAGCUUCGUUACCGACAGCUUUCUAGACUCUCGCGGCAACGUGGAUCUCAAUGGCAUGAUGCGCGUGGUUGGCACAGAGAACAUUUGGGCCAUUGGUGACGUGAGCAACGCUGGACCAAAGCAGCUUACAGUCACGGAUAACCAGAUAAAUUACUUGGCUAGCGCAUUGGAUGCUGCCUUGACAGGUAACGGCCCUGACGUACCCUACAAGCCCAUAAACAAGACGAUGAUCUUUCUCUCGCUAGGAAAGAAGUACGCGACGGGACAGAUUGGCAACUGGAGAUUGUGGGGAGUAUUGGUUUCAUACGUCAAAGGUAGAAACUUGUUCAUUGAUUCUGCAAAUGGUUAUGUUGGCGGAAAGCAUCUCAGACAUGCUCCAAUGUAG